This is a messenger RNA of Helicoverpa armigera (cotton bollworm), 2345 nucleotides long. RefSeq names its product cytoplasmic FMR1-interacting protein-like. The coding region runs from base 22 to 1458 and encodes 478 amino acids. Gene Ontology annotation, molecular function: small GTPase binding; RNA 7-methylguanosine cap binding. Gene Ontology annotation, biological process: axon guidance; cell projection assembly; regulation of translation. Lineage: Eukaryota; Metazoa; Arthropoda; Insecta; Lepidoptera; Noctuidae. The transcript has 12 exons. Gene Ontology annotation, cellular component: neuron projection; SCAR complex; synapse. The record is from RefSeq and is a predicted model, not a curated record.
GCCCAGCGAAUCAAUGCAGAUAUGCACAGGGCUCUAGACGCGGCCGUCGCUAAGUUCGAAGCCGGAGAUAUUACCGGCGUUGUGGAGCUCGAAGGCCUGAUCUCCGUGAACCGCCUCUGUCACAAACUCCUCAGCCGGUAUCUAACCCUGGACGAUUUCGACGCGAUCCUCCGAGAGUCCGACCACGGAGUCCUAGCUCCGUACGGCAGAAUCACCCUGCAUGUCUUCUGGGAACUCAACUUUGACUUCUUACCCAACUACUGUUAUAACGCCGCUACUGAUCGUUUCGUAAAAUGUCGCGGCAUUCAAUUCGCGGCGGGCGUAUCUCGUGAGAAGCCUCAGCAGUACGGACAUGCGCUGUUGUGGGGCUCCAAGCAGCUCAGCCUCGCCUACUCAGCUCAGUACGCUCAGUACGUUGGCUUCGUCGGCGCCCAACACCUGCACGCCCUAGUCCGCCUCCUCGGCUACCAAGGCGUAGCAGUCGUGGUCUCCGAACUCCUGGACGUAGCCCGAGGCCUAGUCCACGGCUGCAUCGCGCAGUUCACUCGAGCACUACAGGCUGCCAUGCCUCGACACUGCAAGCUGCCGAGAUAUGACUACGGCUCCAACGGUGUCCUAGGCUACUACCACGCUCAAUUGACGGAUAUAGUACAAUACCCGGAUGCCAGGACCGAGCUGUUCCACGCGUUCCGAGAGCUAGGGAAUAUCAUACUUUUCUGUAUGCUUAUUGAGCAGGCGCUGAGUCAAGAAGAAGUGACAGAUUUGCUUCACGCGGCGCCUUUCCAAAAUAUUCUGCCGAGGCCGUUCGUUGCAGAGGGAGAGAAACCAGAGACAAAACAGAAGCGUCUAGAAGCCAAGUACGCCGCCCUGCAAAUUGUGCAGAACGUCGACAAAUAUGGUACUGCUAAGCAAGGCCAACUCUCCCGCGAAGGCGACCUCCUAACCCGCGAACGUCUCUGCUGCGGACUCUCACUAUUCUCCGUAGUACUGCGCCGUCUGCGCUCGUGCCUCACCGCGCCCCAGUGGCCCGCCCCACCCGCGCCCCACCACCACGCGCCCCACCACACUGACACCACCACCGAGUUCCACAGAUUGUGGUCUGCUCUACAAUUCCUGUAUUGUAUCCCCGUUGGAGACACACAGUUUACUGUUGAGGAACUAUUCGGAGAAGGUCUGCACUGGGCCGGUUGCACUAUCAUAGCGCUACUAGGACAACAGCGGCGCUUCGAAGCUUUAGACUUCUGCUAUCAUAUACUCAAGGUGCAGCGUGUUGAUGGCAAAGAUGAACUCGUUAAGGGGAUUCCUCUGAAACGCAUGGUAGACCGUAUCCGUCGCUUCCAAGUGCUCAACUCUCAGAUAUUCGGCGUGUUAGCGCGACACCUCGCGGCGGACGACGAGAGGGCUGGAGUAGAGCAUGUUCGCUGCUUCCCACCGCCCGCUGCACCGCACACUGCUUAAGAUAUGGAGCCCUGAAUCAUGAAAGGGAAGAUAAACGUUUAGAUAAUAGUUUAAAAUAGAAUUUAGUUUAAGAAAAGAUAAAAUUAUUAUUCCAUUUCCAAUAAGUAUAAGCACAAUAAUUAAAUAUACUAGCCGAAAUACGUAUAUGAAAUACGACAAAAGCAUUUGUCUAAACUCUCCCUUCUGUUUUUAACCGACUUUUGAAAAAGAGGCUCUGUAUUUGACUUAAAAAAAAAACUGUGUCUUUUUCAAUGUGCUUUUUAGUAUUUUUUUGAAGUAAAAAUGAAUUUUAAUCAUGAUUAGAUACAAAAAUGCUUAUAAAUAGGUUUAUUUCUAAGUAAUAAAAUACAUAUUGUAAGGAUAAUUAUUUCUAGCGUAUCUUAGGUAUAAUAACCAAUGCUAGCUAUUCACCGCGGUUUCACCCGCGUCCCGAGGGAACAACUUCCCGCACCUGGAUAAACUAUUUAAUAUAUCCUUUCUCAAAUUCUAGAUUAUGUAUCUGUGUACCAAAUAUUAUAAUCGGUUCUAUAGUUUUGGCGUGAAAGCGUAAUAGACAGAUAGAGUUACUUUCGCAUUUUGUAAUAAUGAUUGAUAUUAAGAAAAAAAAAUAAAGUUGGGUAUUCUUCUAAAUUCAUUCAAAAGACGAUUUUUCAAUCAUUAUUUAACUUCUAUCUGAGGAAUAAAUAUAGCGUAUUGACUUAUUCUAUAUACAAAAUGUAAUAGUAAAAAAAAAAACUAAAAACACGCUAGUCAUGUAUUGUCAUCAGAACUCAGAGCGUGUGCAAAAUUUCAUCCUGAUCGAAGACCGGGAAGUGGGUCAAAUUGAGAUUCCAAGAUUUUCUUACAUACAUAGUUACAAGUGAAGCUAAUAUAAGCGUGUUAAAAAU